AUGGCAGUCAACGCAUCCGUCGAGUAUGACUACCCUCCUCUACCGAGCUACACUUUGACGCCCCGACCUCCUCUUCUUGCGCCGAUCCCAGACAACGUUCUUGCUCUGAUUCUGCCAAUUGUCGCAUAUUGGGGAUUAUCUAUGGUGUACCAUCUCAUUGAUAUCUACGAUCUUUUCCCACAGUAUCGUCUGCACACUCCGGCCGAGGUUUUGAAGCGAAAUAAGGUCUCGCGAUGGGAUGUGGUCAGAGAUGUCAUUCUACAACAGGUUAUUCAAACACUGGCUGGAAUGUCGGUAAGCUAUUUUGACGUGGAAUACAUUGGAAGAGAGGAGUACGAUAUUGCUGUAUGGGCGCGCCGCCUUCGCUUUGCUCAAAAGGCAAUCCCACGUCUGUUGGCUGUCUUCGGGGUCGAUGCUUUGGGCCUAUCACGUAGCCUGUCUCAAAACGGUCAUGCCAUUCUAGCUGGUGUACUAGCUGGCGGACAAUACCCCGGAGUAACUCGGUCUUUUGUUCUGGACAGCGGUAUCGAAGCGGUCGUACCUGCUUUCACCAGUUGGGAGCUGUCAAUGGCCAGUUUCAUCUACUGGUGCUUUAUCCCUGCGGUACAGUUCACAGUGGGAGUGUUUAUCGUCGAUACUUGGCAAUAUUUCCUCCACCGUGCGAUGCAUCUGAACCGCUGGCUUUACGUCACUUUCCACUCUCGCCAUCAUCGCCUUUAUGUCCCAUACGCUUUCGGCGCACUCUAUAAUCACCCAGUGGAAGGCUUCCUCCUUGAUACAGCUGGUGCUGGCAUUGCGUUUCUGGCAACGCGCAUGACGAACCGUCAGAGCAUGUGGUUCUUCACUUGCUCCACUAUCAAGACUGUAGACGAUCAUUGCGGCUAUGCUUUCCCUUGGGAUCCUUUGCAACACUUUACUCACAACAAUGCUGCCUACCACGACAUUCACCACCAAAGCUGGGGUAUUAAGACGAACUUCUCUCAGCCAUUCUUCACUUUUUGGGAUCGUCUUUUUAAUACUCAGUGGGAAGGUGACGUCAAACUCCGCUACGAAAGAUCUCGAGAGGCCGCACAGAAAAAACUCGAUCAGGAUGCCUCUUCAGCUGCAGCAUCUUCCAGUGAAGAGAAUUCAUACGAGGGCCCAGUCAUGUCGACAGACGCGCCAGCCGACUCCAAUGCACGAGCACGUUUGCGCAGGAAAACUGUGACUCUGUCUCCCCAUGUCGACGGUCUAAAGGGUGUCAAUCAUGGAGUGACCAGCAGUGUCCUUCAGGCCUGA
Aspergillus udagawae is the source of this 1278-nucleotide messenger RNA. RefSeq names its product sphingosine hydroxylase (gene sur2). The coding region runs from base 1 to 1278 and encodes 425 amino acids. Gene Ontology annotation, biological process: lipid biosynthetic process. The record is from RefSeq and is a predicted model, not a curated record. Lineage: Eukaryota; Fungi; Ascomycota; Eurotiomycetes; Eurotiales; Aspergillaceae. Gene Ontology annotation, molecular function: oxidoreductase activity; iron ion binding. The transcript is spliced from 2 exons.